AUGGAUCCUGAACAAAGUGUCAAGGGCACCAAGAAGGCUGAGGGAAGUCCCCGGAAGCGGCUGACCAAAGGAGAGGCCAUUCAGACCAGUGUCUCAUCCAGCGCCCCGUACCCUGGCAGCAGCACGGCCGCCACUCAAGAGGGCCCCCUCCAAGAGCUACUAGCCCCGCAGCCCUUCCCAGGCCCCUCGUCGGUUCUUAGGGAAGGCUCUCAGGAGAAGACAGGCCAGCCGCAGAAACCCCCCAAGAGGUCCUCCAUCGAAGCCUCGGUCCACAUCUCCCAGCUUCCGCAGCACCCUCUGACACCAGCAUUCAUGUCGCCCGGCAAACCCGAGCAUCUCCUGGAGGGGUCCGCAUGGCAGCUGGUCGACCCCAUGAGACCUGGACCCUCAGGCUCUUUUGUGACCCCUGGGCUCCAUCCUCAAAGCCAGCUCCUCCCUUCGCAUGCUUCCAUCAUUCCUCCCGAGGACCUGCCUGGCGUCCCCAAAGUCUUUGUGCCCCGCCCCUCCCAGGUCUCCUUGAAGCCCACGGAAGAGGCGCACAAGAAGGAGAGGAAACCACAGAAGCCCGGCAAGUACAUAUGCCAGUACUGCAGCCGGCCCUGUGCCAAGCCCAGCGUGCUCCAGAAACACAUCCGCUCACACACAGGCGAGAGGCCCUACCCCUGCGGCCCCUGUGGCUUCUCCUUCAAGACCAAGAGUAACCUCUACAAGCACAGGAAGUCCCACGCCCACCGCAUCAAAGCCGGCCUGGCCUCGGGAAUGGGUGGCGAGAUGUAUCCCCCAGGGCUGGAGAUGGAGAGGAUCCCUGGGGAAGAGUUUGAGGAGCCCACCGAGGGAGAAAGCACCGACUCGGAAGAGGAGACGGGCACCACGUCCACACACCCCACAGAGCUCUCCCCGAGGCCCAAGCACCCACUCCUGUCCAGCAGUUUGUACAGCUCCGGGAGCCAGGGCUCCAGCCACGAACGCUGUUCCUUGUCCCAGUCCAGCUCGGCCCCAUCGCUCGAGGACCCCGCUCCGUUUGCGGAACCCUCAUCUGAACACCCCCUGAGCCAUAAACCUGAAGACACCCACACGAUAAAGCAGAAGCUGGCCCUUCGCUUGAGUGAGAGGAAGAAGGUGAUCGACGAGCAGGCGUUCCUGAGCCCGGGCAGCAAAGGCAGCACCGAAUCUGGGUAUUUCUCACGCUCUGAGAGUGCUGAACAGCAGGUCAGCCCCCCAAACACCAAUGCCAGGUCCUACGCCGAGAUCAUCUUUGGCAAGUGCGGGAGGAUCGGGCAGCGGACUGCCAUGCUGACGGCCACCUCCACCCAGCCCCUCCUGCCCCUGUCCACCGAAGACAAGCCCAGCCUGGUGCCUCUGUCCGUGCCCCGGACGCAGGUGAUUGAGCAUAUCACCAAGCUCAUCACCAUCAAUGAGGCCGUGGUGGACACCAGCGAGAUAGACAGUGUGAAGCCCAGGAGGAGUUCGCUGUCGCGGCGGAGCAGCAUGGAGUCACCCAAAUCCAGCCUCUACCGGGAGCCACUGUCCUCCCACAGCGAGAAAGCGAAGCCCGAACAAUCACUGCUGAGCCUCCAGCGCCCACCCAGCACCACCCCCCCUGUGCCUCUGCUGAGAAGCCACUCAAUGCCUUCUGCCACCUGCACCCUCAGUACCCCCCACCACACCUUCCGAGGCAGCUACUCCUUCGACGACCACGUCGCCGACUCGGAAGCCCUGAGCCGCAGCAGUCAACUGUUUACCUCCCACCCCCGGAUGCUCAAGCGCCAGCCGGCCAUCGAACUACCUUUGGGCGGAGAGUACAGUUCUGAGGAGGCAGGGCCCAGCAGCAAAGACACAGCCUCCAAACCUGUAGAUGAACCGGAACCCAGGGAAAGUGACCUCACCAAAAAGACCAAGAAGGGUUUGAAAACGAAAGGGGUGAUCUAUGAAUGUAACAUAUGUGGUGCUCGGUACAAGAAAAGGGACAACUAUGAGGCCCAUAAAAAGUACUACUGCUCAGAGCUUCAGAUGGCAAAGCCAGUCACCGUGGGUGCUCAUGUGUCUCCGGAGGCCGAAAAGAGCCAGGCCGAGCAUGAGCCCUGGUCCCAGAUGAUGCAUUACAAACUGGGGACCACCUUGGAACUCACUCCACUGAGGAAAAGGAGGAAAGAGAAGAGCCUUGGGGAUGAGGAGGAGCCGCCCGGCUUCGAGUCCACAAAGGGUCAGUUCGGCGGCCCUGGGCCUUCAGAGGCUGCUCGGAACCUUCCCUUGGAGUCCAGCAAGUCACCAGCAGAGCCGAGUAAGUCAGUGCCCUCCCUGGAGGGCUCCGCAGGCUUCCAGCCAAGGACUCCUAAGCCAGGAUCCAGUUCAGAAUCAGGGAAGGAGAGGAGAACCACCUCCAAAGAAAUUUCUGUCAUCCAGCACACCAGCUCCUUUGAGAAAUCUGACUCUCUGGAGCAGCCUGGCGGUUUGGAAGGGGAAGACAAGUCUGCGGCCCCCUUCUCAUCACCCCCACCCGCCCCACACGGACGCUCGGCCCACUCCCUGCAGCCCAGGUUGGUCCGCCAGCCCAACAUUCAGGUUCCCGAAAUCCUGGUGACCGAGGAGCCUGACCGGCCAGACACGGAGCCGGAGCCGCCCCCGAAGGAGCCGGAGAAGACAGAGGAGUUCCAGUGGCCCCAGCGCAGCCAGACGCUUGCCCAGCUCCCAGCUGAGAAGCUGCCACCCAAGAAGAAGAGACUGCGCCUGGCAGAGAUGGCCCAGUCAUCGGGGGAGUCCAGUUUUGAGUCCUCCGUGCCUCUGUCUCGCAGCCCGAGCCAGGAGAGCAGUGUCUCACUGAGCGGGUCCAGCCGCUCUGCCUCCUUCGAGAGAGAUGACCAUGGAAAAGCUGAAGCUGCCGGGCCCUCGUCAGACACACGCUCUAAACCCUUGGGCACCCACAUGCUGACCGUCCCCAGCCACCACCCGCAUGCCCGUGAGAUGCGGAGGUCAGCCUCAGAACAAAGCCCCAACGUCUCCCACUCCACCCAUAUGACCGAGACACGCAGCAAAUCCUUCGACUACGGCAGCUUGUCCUUGACAGGCCCUUCGGCACCAACUCCAGCAGCUCCAGUGGCCUCGGCAGCCCCACCAGAGAGAAGAAAAUGCUUUUUGGUGAGACAGGCUUCUCUGAGCAGGCCUCCUGAAACUGAGCCAGAGGCCACCCCCAAGGGAAGACAGGAGAGUGAGGAAGUGAAACCCUCAUCCAGUAAAUCUUUGGCCAAAGGCGCAUUGCCCCCAGUUUCCUCUGCGGCCACCUCGCACAGCGGGCACCCGGGAGGCAAGAGCCAGGUGCAGGAGAGACCAGCGCUGGGGGCCACUCCGCCCUACACAGAAGCACUGCAGGUGUUCCCCCACCCCAUUGCUCAGCUCCCGUUGCAGGAGAAACCCUACCUGCCCCCGCCUGUCUCCCUUUUCUCCUUCCAGCACCUCCUACAGCAUGAGCCAGGACAGUCUUCAGAGUUCUUCCCCACCCAGGCCAUGUCCAGCCUGCUCUCCACACCAUACUCCAUGCCCCCCCUUCCUCCCUCCUUAUUUCAAGCCCCCCCACUUCCUAUCCAACCUACUGUUCUACACCCAGGCCAACUCCACGUCCCCCAGCUCAUGCCUCACCCAGCCAACAUCCCAUUCCGACAACCCCCUUCAUUUCUCCCCAUGCCUCACCCUGCCUCCUCAGCACUUUCUUCUGGGUUUUUCCUGCCUCUGCAAUCCCAGUUCACCCUUCAGCUUCCCGGUGAAGUGGAAAGCCACGUGCCCCAGAUCAAAACUAGCCUGGCCACACUGGCAACAGGAACCCCUGGCCUCUCCCCUAGCACAGAGUACAGCAGUGACAUCCAGCUGCCCACUGUGGCUCCCCCGUCCAGCUGCUCAGCACCCACAUCAGCUCCUCCGCUGGCCCUGCCUGCCUGUCCAGACACCAUGGUGUCUCUAGUUGUGCCCGUCCGCAUCCAGACCAACAUGCCGUCGUAUGGGAGUGCCAUGUACACCACUCUCUCCCAGAUCCUGGUUACCCAGUCCCAAGGCAGCUCAGCAACUGUGGCUCUUCCCAAGUUCGAGGAGCCGUCAUGCAAGGGGACGUCUGUGUGUGGGGCAGAUGUGUACAAGGUCGGGCCCAGACUGGCUGGAGUAAGUGAAGAGCAGAGCAGAGGUUUCCCGACUCCAUUCCUGAGAGUGCCUGUGACAUUACCUGAAAGAAAAGGCACUUCCCUGGCAUCAGAAAGUGUCUUGAGCCUGGAGGGGAGUUCAUCAACAGUGGGAGGAAGCAAACGUGUCCUUUCACCAGCUGGCAGCCUUGAACUUACCAUGGAAACCCAGCAGCAAAAAAGAGUGAAGGAAGAGGAGGCUUCUAAGGCAGAUGAAAAAUUUGAACUUGUGAAACCAUGUAGCGUGGUGCUUAGCAGCACCGAGGAUAGCAAGAGAUCAGAGAAGUCCCACUUGGGCAGCCAGGGCCAGGGCAGGAGGGAACUAGAAACACUCCCCAGCCUGUCCUCAGAUCCAUCUGACCCAAAGGAAAUUCCUCCCCUUUCUCAGCCCUCAUUGCCCCAUGUGACAGCCUCAGGCUCAGAGGCUUUGAAGGAAUAUGCCCAACCAUCUGGUAAACCUCACCGAAGAGGAUUACUCCCAUCAAGUGUGAAGAAAGAAGAUUCCAAGGAACAAGCUGACCUCCCUCCACUGGCACCUCCCAGCUCACAACCUCUGUCAGAAACACCCCCCAGACCAGCCAAGUUGCAAGAAGGUACGGACUCAAAGAAGGUACUGCAGUUCCCCAGCCUCCACACAACCACUAAUGUCAGUUGGUGCUAUUUAAACUACAUUAAGCCAAAUCACAUCCAGCAUGCAGAUAGGAGGUCCUCUGUUUACGCUGGUUGGUGCAUAAGUUUGUACAACCCCAACCUUCCAGGGGUUUCCACUAAAGCUGCUUUGUCCCUCCUGAGGUCUAAGCAGAAGGUGAGCAAAGAGACAUACACCAUGGCCACAGCUCCACAUCCUGAGACAGGAAGGCUUGUGCCAUCCAGCUCCCGCAAGCCCCGCAUGACAGAGGUUCGCCUCCCUUCGCUGGUUUCCCCGGAAGGACAGAAAGAGAUAGCUAGAGUGGAGAAAGAAGAGGAGAAGAGAGGGAAGCCGGAGGAGGACGCUCCCGCCUCCAAGAGAGGGGAGCCGGCGAGGAUCAAAAUCUUCGAAGGAGGGUACAAAUCAAACGAAGAGUAUGUAUAUGUGCGAGGCCGCGGCCGAGGGAAAUAUGUUUGUGAGGAGUGUGGAAUUCGCUGCAAGAAGCCCAGCAUGCUGAAGAAACACAUCCGCACCCACACUGACGUCCGGCCCUAUGUGUGCAAGCACUGUCACUUUGCUUUUAAAACCAAAGGGAAUCUGACUAAGCAUAUGAAGUCGAAGGCCCACAGCAAAAAGUGCCAAGAGACGGGGGUGCUGGAGGAGCUGGAAGCCGAAGAAGGAACCAGUGAUGACCCAUUCCAGGACUCGGAAGGGCGGGAGGGCGCGGAGGCCGUGGCAGAGCACCAGUUUUCAGACCUGGACGACUCGGGCUCGGACUCGGACCUGGACGAGGACGAGGAUGAGGACGAGGAGGAGAGCCAGGACGAGCCAUCAGGCCCGUCCUCGGAGGCGCCCCCGCCUGGCCCGCCAGCCACGCUGCCGGCAGACUCCUCACCUGUUCAGGGCCCUCGGCCCACAGAGGCCACCCGGGGCAGCUCAGUCUCAGAAGCCGAGCGCUCGGCACCCGGCAGCUGCUCCACAUCCAGCCAAAGCAUCCUGUGCCUCCCCCGGCUGGCACCAGCCCCCCGGGGCCCCGUGGAGAAGGACACAGGCUUGGCCCUGAGCUCCCAGGCUGUGUCCCCGAGGAGGCCGUGGUCCCCAAGCAAAGAAGCAGGCAGCCACCUACCACUCAUCCCAGAACACUCACUAACCAAAAACGACUCGUCUCCCCAGCGACAUUCACCGGCCCGAGAGCCACUGGCCUCAGCCCCGAGCCCGCCUGGCCCCCAGACGGGCCCUUUCCCCUGCGGGUCCCCUAGACUCGAGCUGUCUCCUCUUGCCCUCCACCACCUGGGAAGGGAACUGCCUCCUCGAGCACGCCUGCCCCCCGAAAGCAAGGGCGCUGCAGACCCAGGCCCCCCCAGACACUCGCCCACCAGAAGAUGGUCUCCAGGCCAGGCCGAGUCACCACCACGGUCAGCGCUGCCAGGAAAGUGGGCCUUGGCGGGGCCGGGCAGCCCCUCGGCAGCCGAGCGUGGCCCAGGCUCAGGGCUGGCCCCCCGGGCUCUCUACCCACCCGCGCCUCUACCUCACAAGCUUCUCGGCAGAAGCCCAGCGGAGACCUGCACCUCCACGUGGCAGAAGGCCGAGUCGCCAAGUCCGUCCUGUUCACCUGCCCCCGCUCCUCCUCUCUUCUCCCGACCCUUCUCGGCCCCCCACGACUUCCACGGCCACAGCCCGGCCCGGACGGAAAACAUCUUCAGCCACCUGCCUCUGCACUCCCAGCGCUUGACCCGCGCCCCGUGCCCCCUGAUUCCCAUCGGCGGGAUCCAGAUGGUGCAGGCCCGGCCGGGGGCCCACCCUGUCCUGCUGCCCGGGCCCCGCGAGGCCUGGAUCAGCGGCUUCUCGGGGGGCGGAAGCGACCUGACGGGGUCCCGGGAGGCCCAGGAGCGAGGCCGCUGGAGCCCCACCGAGAGCUCGUCGGCCUCUGUGUCCCCCGUGGCCAAGGUCUCCAAAUUCACACUCUCCUCGGAGCUGGAGACCAGGGACUACCCCAAGGAGAGGGGGAGGACGAGAGGGGGCCUGGGCAGACCUCCCGACUGGGAGCCCCAUGCGUCCCAAGUGCCCACAGAGCCCGCGCCGACGCACAGCCCCCGCACCCCACCCGAGGCCUCACCCCGGGCACCCCUGGGCCGCCGGGCAGAGUCCCGGAGCCCCCACCUGGAGUCACCUCGGGUGCCGGCCAACCCUGCGGCCUCCGCCACCCCGCCGCUGGACCGCAGCAGUUCUGUGGGCUGCCUGGCCGAGACCUCUGCUCACUUCCCAGCCCGAAGGAGGAACCUCUCUGGGGAACCCAGGACCAGUCAGGGCUCCCCCCAGCCCUUGGGAAGUGGGGGGCCCGGGGCACCUCCACACCAGCCCGAGGACCGGGGGCCCCGGAGCACUUAG
Rangifer tarandus platyrhynchus (Svalbard reindeer) is the source of this 7179-nucleotide messenger RNA. The record is from the annotation of a GenBank genome assembly. NCBI's taxonomy places the organism in Eukaryota, Metazoa, Chordata, Mammalia, Artiodactyla, Cervidae.